AAAGUAAUAUUUGGUAAACUAAACCAAUCGAAAAUGUAUUUCAUUAAAGUAUUUGUGUUAGUUAUAACUAUAUUCUUUGCAUCAAACGCAACCAAUGGAGAAACAGAACCACUUGUAACAAUUACACAAGGAGCCCUACAGGGCUCUAUAAGUUAUGAUUAUAAUGGGUCUAAGUUUUACAGUUUUUUGGGUGUUCCUUAUGCAACUUCUCCAAAUGGUACAAGAAGAUUUAAGGUUGCUGAAGCUCCAGUCGCCUGGGAUGGUGUAAAGAAUGCAACUGUUGAGGGUAAUGCUUGUCCCCAAUACAAUGCUUUAACAAACUCAGUAAUAGGUGACGAAGACUGUCUUUUUCUCAACGUUUUUACUAGAAAUUUGCCAGAAGAAAACACUAAAGCCAAAGACGUAAUGGUAUGGAUACACGGAGGUUCAUUUACGUCAGGAUCUGGCGGACCAAGCACAUAUGGACCUGAAUUUCUUCUCACAGAAGAUAUUGUACUAGUUACAAUCAACUAUCGUUUAGGAUUUUUUGGAUAUCUACAAGCAUCAACUGUACCAGGAAAUUUGGGUUUUAAAGAUCAAGUAGCUGCUUUGAAAUGGGUUCGAGACAAUAUUGCUCAAUUUAAUGGAGAUCCAGACCGUGUAACUUUGUUCGGAGAAAGCGCAGGUUCGGCUUCGGUACAUUAUCAUGUUCUGUCUCCAUUAUCCAAAGGUUUGUUCCACAAAGCUAUAAUGGAAAGUGGAGCUGCUUUAUGCUCUUUUGCUGACAACAGUUAUCACAAUAUUGUAGCCUUGGCAAAUUCAGUAGAUAACAAUAUUAAAACGGAAGAUGAAGCUGUCGAUUUGUUCACCACUCAUUCAGCUACAGAGUUUGUUCAACUUCAGGUGGUUUUAUCUGACACUGGAAUACCUGGUGGACCAAGUGUUAUAGGUUUGAGCAUAGAAAAUCCAGCAGAUGAUGCGUUUAUAUCUAGAAACGUCAUUGAUAUAUUGACUUCGGGAGAAUAUAAUCAAGUACCUUUACUAUUGGGGUUUAAUGACAGAGAAGGUAUUUGGCUUGAGGUAAUAAGAGAAUCUAAUAAUAAAUCUAUACCUGCUGAAGAUUUUAUUCCACAUAAUAUUGAUUUUGGAGGAAAUACAACACUCAAAGAUUUGUAUGUAAGGAAAUACCAGAAAAGAUAUUUUCAAACCUUUAACAUGAGGGAUGGUUAUAUAAAGGCUUUCGGCGAAACAAGAUACCUCUCUGGAAUCUUUGCAGCUGUAAAAAAUCAUUUAUUAACAGCAGUUAAUCCUGUCUUUUUAUACAAAUUUGCUAAAGACACGUCUUUGAAUUUAGACAAAGUUUCAACAGGCGUUACAGAUAUACCUGGAGCAUCUCAUGGAGACGAAAUCGGUUAUCUCUUUUAUACACCAUAUACCCCUAAAAUUAAACCAGAGAGUCUCGAAGAUAUCAGUUGGAGGGAAAUGGUGAAAUUAUGGACCAAUUUCGCAAAAUAUGGCACUCCAACACCUUGCGAAGAUGAAGUAGGCAUUAUCUGGAAACCUGCCACUCUUGAUGGAUUUGACCUUUUGCAUUUACAAAAUACUGGUUUGAGAAUGAAAGCUAAUACUGAGGAGGAACUUAUUAAAUUCUGGUCUGAGCUAUAUCAUCAAAGUAACAAAACUAUAAAUUAUUUAGGAUUGUUUCAAAAAGCUAUAAUGGAAAGUGGAGCUGCUUUGUGCUCUUUUGCUGACUAUAGUUACCACAAUAUUGUCGCGCUUGCUAAUUCAGUCAAUAACAAUAUUACAACGGAAGAUGAAGCUGUCGAUCUAUUCAGCACUCUUUCAGCUACGGAGUUAGUUCAACUUCAAGUGAUCUUAUCUGCGACUGAAAAACCUGGUGGACCAAAUGUUAUGGGUUUAAAGAUUGAAGAUCCAGCAAAUGACGCAUUUAUAUCUAGGAAUGUCAUUGAUAUAUUGACUUCGGGAGAAUAUAAUCAAAUUCCUUUACUAUUGGGAUUUAAUGACAGAGAAGGCAUUUUGUUUGAACUCAUAAGAGAAUAUAGUAAUAAAUCUAUACCUGUUGAAGAUUUUAUACCGCACAAUAUUGAUUUUGGAGGAAAUACAAUACUUAAAGAUGCAUAUGUAAAGAAAUACCAAGAAAGAUAUUUCCAAGCCUUUGACAGGGAUAGUUAUAUAAAGGCUUUCAGUGAUACAAGAUACAUUCCUGGGAUUUUUGGGACUGUAAAGAAUCAUUUACUUUCAUCAGUUCAACCUGUCUUUUUAUACAAAUUUUCGAGAGAUACGUCAUUGAAUUAUGCCAAGGUUACAGCAGGUGCUAGAGAUAUACCUGGAGCAUCUCAUGCAGACGACAUUGGGUACCUAUUCUAUACCCCAUACACGCCUGAAAUUGUAACAGGCAGUGUUGAAGAUAUUAGUUGGAGGCAAAUGGUAAAACUAUGGACCAAUUUCGCAAAAUACGACAAUCCAACGCCCAGCGAAGAUGACGUAAACGUUAUCUGGUCACCAGCUACUCUUAAUGAAUUCAAUCUUUUACAUUUUCAAAAUAGUGGUUUAAGUGUGGAAGCUAACGCUGAGGAGGAACUUAUUGAAUUUUGGUCUGAUCUAUAUCAUCAAAGUAACAAUACUAUAAAUUAUUUGUAAAUUUGUAUAAUAAAACAGGUGUAAACAGCAUA
Messenger RNA from Sitophilus oryzae (rice weevil), 2672 nucleotides. RefSeq names its product bile salt-activated lipase-like. The transcript is spliced from 12 exons. NCBI's taxonomy places the organism in Eukaryota, Metazoa, Arthropoda, Insecta, Coleoptera, Curculionidae. The coding region runs from base 34 to 2640 and encodes 868 amino acids. The record is from RefSeq and is a predicted model, not a curated record.